This is a messenger RNA of Durio zibethinus, 1592 nucleotides long. RefSeq names its product peroxidase 55-like. Gene Ontology annotation, molecular function: heme binding; peroxidase activity. Gene Ontology annotation, biological process: response to oxidative stress; hydrogen peroxide catabolic process. Lineage: Eukaryota; Viridiplantae; Streptophyta; Magnoliopsida; Malvales; Malvaceae. The record is from RefSeq and is a predicted model, not a curated record.
UCUUAUGAUUUUAUCUACAAAAAAUAUCUUACAAGUUUAUAUUUAGAUCUCUAUAUAAAUAUCAUGACAAAAUCUUAAAUUAUCACAACGUGAGAUUGAUUCGUCACAUAUUAGAUAUUAUGCCAAAAAAAGGACUAUAUUAAAGCUACUUAAUGUAUUAAGAUUGGUGGAAAUUAAUAUAUGCUUAGACCAAGUUUUAGCUGCCAUGGCUUGACUAACAGUUUAUUAAUUAUUAGAAGUCUGUCGUAUUUGUUUCUUCUAUUCUAUAUAUAAGAGUUUAACACUUUCACUUAUGGCUGCGAAUAAAAGUUUGUAUAGCUAGAGAGAGGAAAUGGACGUAAUGAGGAGAGGGUUGAUAUUGUUAAUGGUUUUCAUGAUUCUGCAGAGAGGAAAGGGGCAAUUAUUUGAAAAUUUCUACAGUGAUAAAUGUCCGAAUCUGGAAUCCAUAGUGAAACAGGAAGUGUCAACGAAGUUUAGCCAGACAUUCGUUACAAUACCUGCUACUCUGCGCUUGUUUUUCCAUGACUGCUUUGUUGAGGGAUGUGAUGCAUCAGUCAUGAUUGCAUCGCCAAAUGGAGAUGCAGAAAAGGAUGCUCAAGAUAAUCUCUCCCUUGCAGGAGAUGGAUUUGACACUGUAAUCAAGGCAAAGCUGGCAGUGGAACAACAAUGCCCUGGAGUAGUCUCUUGUGCUGACAUUUUGGCUCUAGGUGCCAGGGAUGUUGUAGUUCUGGCUGGAGGCCCUUCAUGGGAAGUAGAAUUGGGACGUCGAGAUGGCCUCGUAUCACAAGCAUCCAGGGUUGCAGGAAAUCUACCAGAGCCUGAAUUCAACCUUGUUCAACUUAACACCAUUUUUGCCAGAAACAACCUUACCCAAUUCGAUAUGAUUGCACUCUCUGGAGCUCAUACUGUAGGCUUCUCUCAUUGCAACCGCUUUGCAAAUCGCUUAUACUCAUUCUCUUCAUCAUCUGCUAUUGAUCCUACUUUGGACCCAAACUACGCACAACAAUUGAUGCAAGCCUGCCCUCAAAAUGUAGACCCCAGCAUUGCCAUCAACAUGGAUCCUGUAACCCCACAAACUUUUGACAAUGUAUACUACCAGAAUCUAGUUUCUGGGAAGGGCUUGUUCACUUCAGAUCAGGUGCUUUUCACUGAUUCAGCAUCUGAACCCACCGUAAAUGAUUUCGCUAGCAACCCUGGUAACUUUAAUGGAGCCUUUAUCUCAGCAAUGAGGAAACUUGGAAGGGUGGGAGUUAAAACUGGUAAUGAAGGAGAGAUAAGAAUAGACUGCACAAAAUUUAAUUCAUGAAAGGAGGAUGAAGAACAUGCCUAAAAAAAGGAGCAAUUGGUUACGAAAUAAAUGUUCCCAAUUCUUUCUCUGUUUUGUUUUUUGUAUCUUCUGGUUUGGCACAGGGUACAUGAAGAUCAGACAACAAGGAUUUUCUCUCGUUUGAAAAAUAAUUUCCCUAAUUAUAUAUAUAUAUAUAUAUUUUAAUUCUGGUGCUUGUCGAUGCAUUUAAAGAUGCCAUUGUUUUUGUAAAUCAUACCAUUAAAGGAAUUCAGUGCCGCAACUAUAUAUUUCAAGGCUACUUAUU